Messenger RNA from Nannizzia gypsea CBS 118893, 303 nucleotides. RefSeq lists its product as hypothetical. The coding region runs from base 1 to 303 and encodes 100 amino acids. The record is from RefSeq and is a predicted model, not a curated record. Lineage: Eukaryota; Fungi; Ascomycota; Eurotiomycetes; Onygenales; Arthrodermataceae. Gene Ontology annotation, cellular component: mitochondrion. The transcript has 5 exons.
AUGCAAGGGACCAUCCGAUUGCUGGCCGGGGUUGCGAGACCGGGCUCUAGGUUGAAGCCAUCACCCUUGAAUUUAGAGCAGUUCUUAAUACGCCAGCGGGUUCUAAGCCUAUGGCGUGAUAUCCUGAGAUCAACCAAGCGGAUACCCAACUCAUCUACUAAACAUGAAUUACGAUCAUUUGCUCGUGGAGAGUUUGAGCGGCAUAGAAACGUCACGGAUGCGGGUCAUAUAAGAUAUCUACUUUCGACUGGGAAGACAGAGUUUGAUACUAUGAGACGGUAUAUUGACGAACAGAUCGUCUAG